AUUUAGAAAACAGGUUAAGGCAGUACAGAAAUGCUAGACUAUAAAAGGAAGAAGGCAGUGACUGAGAGACAAAAGCACAAGCUGCUUCACACAGAUUGCACAAUUGCUUUGUGUGUGCUAUUGAUUGGUUUGAAGAAAAGAGACCAUAAGGUUUAAUACACUUCAGACUGAUGAAGCAAUGCUGGAUAUAACUUGAAGGAUGAAUGAAAUGAGAGACUAUGGAGGAACAAACAGCAAAGAGCGAUGUGAGAAACGGUCUGCGGAAUGAUAUUCCACGACUGCAGUCUAUGUUGGCAAAACUUAAUCUAAAACACAAACAUCCCAAAACAGACAAUGUUAAAUUAAACCCAGAUACCGCCUGUAAAAGUAUGUUUUACCAUUAUCUGGAGACUGAAGAAGGAAUACAAAAUGAAGAAGACAGGAAAGAUAGCACGGUCGGGUCUGAUGAAGAUGAGGAGCAACCAACUAGGAGUUCUGAAACAGAAGAUGGAAAUGAAGCUGUUGAAAAGGUCAAAGAGCUUCCAGAUGCGUUUCCUAAAUGGGAGAGGAAGAGUUUAUUCCCUGUCUCUUUGUCCAUAGAAACUCAGGUGGCAAAAUUAAGUCAUCAGCGAAAAGAAAGUGAGCUUUUGGAGGACAAAAAGAGCAAAGAGAUGGAAAAGCAUGUGGAUGGAGCUUCAUUAUUGCCUAACAAUCAAUCUCAAGAAACAUCUGAAGACACAUCUUACCUCUCUGUGUCCUCAGAUAAAGUGGACUCUGCACAGGUGCGGUUGAAGCAAGAACCACUAGAUGAACCUUGUUGUGGUUCUUCAAAACAGUAUGUCAGUAUGGAUACGAGCAGGGUUCUAACCCAUCAAACAGCUGUGAAUGUUACAAGCAAGACAACAAGGUCCACUUCAGAUCCAGUAACCCAGGAAUCCAGUAAAUCCUUUAAUCCAGUAAAGGAAGAGAGACCCCUCUCAGCUCCAAGUAUUUCAAACCUAUGGGAAUAUGAAAAGUAUGAAGAUUUUGCAAACGCAAUGCCAGCCGAAAGCUUCAGCAAAGCUGCUAAGAUUUUGGGACAGGUUCAUUCAGGCAUGAGCAUCGGAAAUGUGGAACAUGACAACUCGCUCACCAAAACGCAAAAGAAAGGAGUGAAAAACAAAAUGAAGAUUCUUACUAAAAAACUGAUGGAAAAGCUUAAAGAUAAAAAUUAUUGUGAGCACAAUGGCAGAGGGAGCACCCAAGACAGUAUGGAAGAAGGACAAAACCUGAAUUCCUUGGAGGUGGAAGUCGAGGCUCAAGAUAUUCCACCACCACUUCCACCGAAAAUGGGGAAAUAUGUUUUCUUAGAAAGAAGAUUUACCCUAAAAGACUUCAAACUCAAUCUUGAACCGAUCAACUUAAUGGAAGAAAUAUUCACAGGCAGCGAAUGGCUCAGUUACUUGCCCAUCAAAGAAAGUCCAAUUGAGAAAGACACUAGUGAUCAGUCACAAAUGAUCAUGACAAAUGAUGUUCUCCAACCAGAAAAGGACAUUCAGCUCGAUGUUCCUCCUCCAAUAGCAGAGCAGGACCAGUCAGAGGACAUGAAGACACGAGAGGUGGACCAGUCAGAGGACAUGAAGGUCAAUCAAGAGAACAGUGUAGCAAAAUUGAACAGUGACUUUGAUGUAAAACAAGUGGAAUUGGAUGCAAACAUAUUUGCUAUACCUAAGGCACUGCUAACAAACAAUGCAAGAAAAAAAAUUACUUGUGAGUCAAACAAAUCAGAUGACGUCAAUAACAGUGUGAAUAUGUAUAUUAUUCCCAAAAAUGACUUACCGUUAAUGAAAAGAAAGGCAUCAGAUCCGCUGGACUUAUCAACAGUCAAGUCAUUUGAGUUGCUGGACAAUUCUGCCCUUAAGAGUCGAAUUCGUCUUAGCAAAAAGAGACACCACCGACCACCUAAAAAGCAAAAAAAAAAAAAAAAAAGGUAAGAAGAAGCUGAGGAGAGUUGGUAUGAAUUUAAUGCAUGAAAGCAAUAAGCAUGAUAUUUUUUUUCACUCGUUUUCUAGUAAAAACAGAAAAGUUGAGUGGCAUAUUCUACAAGAUUCCCCAGGUAAUACUGAAUGAAUGUCCUGUCAGCGCAUCUUCAACACGUAACAGCAUUCCCUUUUCCACAUAUCCUCCUCUGCAUUUACCAUCACGUCCAUACCACUCCUGAUCAUACCACAUCUAUCCUCUGCAUUUGUCAGGUCAGUAAAGUCAUUAGUCUAUGAAACCCAAAGCAAUCUACAAACCGAGAAAGACCAUAUUACAUAAAAUCUAUUACAUCUGUUCAUGUGAUCAUUGUAUUAAUAGUGUGCCUAGUUUUAUACUUCCUUGUUAGAUUAAAAGAUACCUCGACUGUAAAGACUGGAAAAUUACUGGUGUGCAAAAGAUGGGGGACAUUACAGUGGAUAAUUCAUUUGCUAGAAAGAACUAACCUUUUUCACAUAAUUCAGUCAUUAAUGUAAUGAUUUGCUGUCAAUAUACCACUGCUGAUGAACUGUACAGCACAGUAAAUAUUUUUAUAGUCGUUAUUAUUAUGCAAUUAUGCAAAAUCCCAUGUCAUAUUAUUAUGUUAUAUCAUGUGUGUAUCUUUUGCUGUCUUUAGAUUCCACCAAUGAAUUGUAUUGAAUUGUAAAUCACCAACAUGUAUCAAAAUGUGUUUUCGCUUGAGUUCUUCCCUGAAUUCAGUUUUGUGCUUAUGAGAAUUCUAUCUAAUGAAAUAUUGUAUUCAAGUAUUAUGACUAUCCAAGCUGUUUCAACUAAUCAUUUAGUUCCACAGAAAUGUUAGCCUAUGUUCAGUAACAGACUUAAAAGUGUUAUCUGAAUUGUUAUUUUUUAGUUGGCUCAACCUUUACUGAACUAUAUUUAUAGUCCACACAGCUAAAAUGUUUUAAUUGUCAAACAUUUAGAGAACUACAGCAAGUUAUCUCAGUUAAAAUAUAACCAUUUACUCCAUGUGUUUUAUAUGAUUCAAUUGUUAAACAUGAUUAACUGGUGUUUAUCAAUCACUACCCUUGUGAAAAAGAAGUGCACCUAAGUAUACUUUUAUAAAGUGUACUUAUUGUGGAAAUAAUAUACUUUAAAAUAACACACAUAAAUGCUAAUUAAGUAUUUUAUUU
Messenger RNA from Carassius auratus (goldfish), 3125 nucleotides. RefSeq lists its product as uncharacterized. NCBI's taxonomy places the organism in Eukaryota, Metazoa, Chordata, Actinopteri, Cypriniformes, Cyprinidae. The record is from RefSeq and is a predicted model, not a curated record. The transcript has 5 exons. Bases 219 to 1952 code for a protein of 577 amino acids.